AUGAGGAAACCCAGCUCAUCGUGUGCCGUGUGCCGACUGAGGUUCAACUCAGAGGUAGGCAGAGUUUGACCUCAUACAGGUCAGUACCAGGGAUGCUGCAGAGUUUGACCUCAUGCAGGGCAGUACCAGGGAUGCUGCAGAGUUUAACCUUAACCAGUAGAUAUACAGCGCAUUCAGAAAGUAUUCAGACCCCUUUACUUUUUCCACAUGUUGUUACAUUACAGCCUUAUUCUAAAAUAGCUUAAAUUGUUUUUAUUCCUCAUCAAUCUACACACAAAACCCCAUAAUGACAAAGUAAAAGCAAAAGGACAUUCAGAGUCUUGUCCCGAAGCCACUCCUGCGUUAUCUUGGCUGUGUGCUUAGGGUCGUUGUCCUGUUGGAAGGUGAACCUUCGCCUCAGUCUGAGGUCUUGAGCAGGUUUUCAUCAAGGAUCUCUCUGUACUUUGCUCCACUCAUCUUUGCCUCGAUCUUGACUAGUCUCCCAGUCCCUGCCGCUGAAAAACAUCCCCACAGCAUGAUGCUGCCACCAUCAUGCUUCACCGUAGGGAUGGUGCCAGGUUUCCUCCAGACGUGACGCUUGGCAUUCAGGCCGGAGAGUCAAUCCUGGUUUCAUCAGACCAGAGAAUCUUGUUUCUCAUGGUCUGAGAGUCUUUAGGUACCUUUUGGGAAACUCCAAGCGGGCUGUCAUGUGCCUUUUACUGAGGAGUGACUUCCGUCUGGCCACUCUUACAUAAAGGCCUGAUUGGUGGAGUGCUGUAGAGAUGGUUAUCCUUCUGGAAGGUUCUCCCAUCUCCACAGGGGAACUCAAGAGCUCUGUCAGAGUGACCAUCGGGUUCUUGGCCACCUCCCUGACCAAGGCCCUUCUCCACCGAUUGCUCAGAUUGGCCGCCGGGCAGCCAGCUCUAGGAAGAGUCUUGGUGGUUCCAAACUACUUCCAUUUAAGAAUGAUGGAGGCCAUUGUGUUCUUAGGGACCUUCAAGGCUGCAGACCUUUUUUGGUACCCUUCCCCAGAUCUGUGCCUCGACACAAUCCUGUCUCGGAGCUCUACGGACAAUUCCUUCGACCUCAUGACUUUGUUUUUGCUCUGACAUGCACUGUCAACUGUGGGACCUUAUAUAGACCUUAUAUAGACAGGUUUUAAGCUAAAUGUUCUGAUCUGUUGCAUCAGCCUCAUUGCUUUUAUAAGGUUUUUUAAUGCUAGUGGUUGUAUUAAUUUGGGAUCUAUCGCAUCCCACAAAUGUCCCAGACUUUGUUUGGAAUAUUUAUUUCUCACAGAAUACAAUAGUUCAACUUUUACACCAUGCGGGAAAGUAGAUUGACAUGGGCUAGUGCUUUUGCUGUUCGUUAGGCUUACUCAUCUUGUUGGCUGACAAACAGUAAAUGUGGACAAUUCUUCCAACAUCUUCAGUAUGCGCCUCGGAAUUCGAUUAGGACGUGCACAAUUGCAUCCCCGCUGUGUGUAUCUUCACUUGUAGCCUGUGAGAAGGGCCCGAUCACAUGAUGGGCAUUGGUUAAUAAGAACUGAGAUAUCUGAGAGAGCCAUGUGCAUGAGAGGUGCUUCGGAGCACGCAGCCGGGACAAGGGAUUUAUAAUUAUUAUAUUCAGCCCAAGGGCACAACGGCCACUGGCCUCAAAAGGCAUGGAUUUUUUUAGGGGGCAUUACGGCCACACAAAUGGGAUGCCGCCGGGAAAUUUGAGGCAUUAUCAAGUGCUGGUGAAAUUGUGAAUGAGAGACUGAUAAAGUGUGUGCAGCCUGCACAAAAAACAAAGCAGUGCUCAUGCCUUUCCUGCAACUUUUUUCAAAUCAUCAUUAGAGUCGCAUCAUGCUGCCUUAGAAUGUAUUAAAAAUCAAAACAUAUAGCCCAACGUUUGUAUCACAACUUAAGUUGCAUAAAAAACUCUAAAUUAUGCAUAUAGGAGGACCUGUUACUUUGUUAACCCCUCAACACAGAAUAGCCGCGUGCGCACUCCCUCAAAUCGUUUGGAGAAAAUAUCAUUUCUAUUUUAUUCAGCUUUGUUCAAUUGUAUUCUUCAUACUAUAAAAUAAUAUAAAAUAAUGCCGCGGAAUUCUAAGCAAAUCUUGUCUGCUAAAUGAACUAAUGUAGCCCACAUCCAUAUGGCAUAGCCAGAUCAGGACCUAACAUAAGGACAACUCAGAGUAUGCUAUUCUGUUCUUCUGAAAUAGACUACAUUUUCUUCAUAUCAUGUUUCUUUAGACCUGUCUAAAAUAAAUAAUGGAUUUAUUGUGAUGGUGUAGGCUAUAUUAAAUUAAUGUAUUAUACUUUUUUUAAUGUAGAUGUUCUAACAGGGGCGGUGUGUUCAAUAGGGCGAUAUGGGCGACGCACUGCCAAACGGGAAAAGGAAGGGAUUUUUUUUCUAAUCAAUUAUAUCACGGCAACAGUAGUUAUCAGUGUUCUAAUCUGAUCUGACUGCCACUAAAUGUCAAAUCAGGCUAAAGUCGUGCUUCAAAUGGCCCCGCCCGUUUUUGGGGCGAUUUCAGUCAUGUUGAAAAUCGCCCAGAAGUCUGUCAUAGACUCCCAUGUAAAAUCUAUUUUUUUCAAAUUUCAAAGCUUUCAAUACAAUCUCUAUGGGUGUCUGUGGGCUUGCACUUACGCGCUUUCGUCAUACGUGACGUAACCAUGAACGUAACUAAGAAAAUAGCGGCUAGCAGCGUCUCUGUUGCGACCUGCAGUGUGGCGUUAUCUUAUGUUUUUAAUUUGUACACUUAGUGGCGUUAUUUUAUGUUUUUUAACACUUAGUUUACAAACAUUCUGCCAACCAUGGAUUUCCAGUGGUGGGUUUUGGACUGAUCUUGUUGAUCGUGUACAUACCCGCUACGAACGGACUAAAUAAUGAAAACGCUGCUGGCAGCGGAAUCCAAUACAGCUGGGAGACUUGGCUGGAUGACAGAGUCCCGGACAGAGAAGUGGAGCCGGCCGGCUUCACCCUGGUCAGAGCGGACCGCGAUCUGACACAGUCACAGGGAAAAUCGAUCCUGGUAAGAGAGCGACUCUGUACCCCCGACAUUGAACUGCUUUCUGUGUCACUGCGACCUUACUAUCUGCCCCGUGAGUUCCCCCAAUUGUUUGUUACCGUUGUGUACUGUUGAUAAUCACAAGUUUACUGGAGAACUGAGACCAAGUAGAGACUUUGGACAGGGUGGAUAUGGUAUAAUAAAGGCAGUUUAUUCAGAGGUAAAGAUAUCUGGAAUCGCGUGCACGGACUCGUUCGUCAAACUCUUAGGGAGCUAUCUGAAGAGAGCCCCGAAAACAUUGUGUGCAGACAUUUUAUACAAUAAAUGAUGUAGGUUGAAUCUAGUAGUUCUGAUCUUCUGAUUGGUCCUGAUGAGUUGGGCGAGGUCCCCUCCACUGUUGCAUUGGCUCUGAGUCGGGUUCUCUGUCUUCAAAUGUUCAGCCUAAAGAGAGGGGAUUUUUGUGUGUGUGUGUGUGUGUGUUUAACAGUGAUGAUGUGUGUGUGUGUGUGUGUUAUCAGUGAUGAUGUGUGUGUGUGUGUGUGUGUGUGUGUGUGUGUGUGUGUGUGUGUGUGUGUGUCCUCAGAGCAAGAACUCGUGAGUUGGAAGAACUGAGAGACCUAUGGCGUGGGUGUUGUCCUUGGCCACCUGCUGACAAGGCUGACAAGAUAGGACUCUUUUGUCCAUUGUUAUAGGAUAGGAACAGCAUUGAUUGAAAACAAACGCCCAACACAAAAUGGGUCAUGCACAAGAUUUUAGUCAGACCAAGCUAUAACAUUAUAUAUUUACUACGACAGUACAUUCAACCAAAAGCUAAUAUAACAAAGGCAUCAGAGAUUAUUUAUAAUCUGUCACAGAAACUGGAAUCCAUCUCCCCAGAUCAGUCAAUAAAUGCUUCUGGUAUUGACUUAUAUGCUGCCCCUGUCUUCAUGUUGUUGCUGGACAUAUCUUUUUUAAAAUGUGUGUAGGUCACCUAAAUCAUCAGAAAAAUUGCCCCUCCUGAGAAUUUUUUCAGGAGCCGCCACUGUGUUCUAAUGGUCUGCAUCAGUGGCUUGUAGGCUAUGCAUGGAAGCCAGGAUAUGUGCCAAAUGUGUUUAUGUUAAUUAACAGUAAAUUACCGUGAGACUGGCUGUUAUUUGCUUGACAAUCACCAGCUGACAAAAUGUCAUGACCGCCACAGCCCUAGUCCGAGAGCAUUUGAGGUACUCUUUAACAUUGACCUCUUGCUCAACCCUCGCUCCUAAGCCUCUGCCCUAGCCAUACCACGGUAAUUCACCACCUUUUCACUCUUGUUGUUGCAGAUUAACCACGUUCACAAAACCCAGAUUGGUCCAGGAUUUGGACUAACCACGCCUCUUAUGAGGAAACCCAGCUCAUCGUGUGCCGUGUGCCGACUGAGGUUCAACUCAGAGGUAGGCAGAGUUUGACCUCAUACAGGUCAGUACCAGGGAUGCUGCAGAGUUUGACCUCAUGCAGGGCAGUACCAGGGAUGCUGCAGAGUUUAACCUUAACCAGUAGAUAUACAGCGCAUUCAGAAAGUAUUCAGACCCCUUUACUUUUUCCACAUGUUGUUACAUUACAGCCUUAUUCUAAAAUAGCUUAAAUUGUUUUUAUUCCUCAUCAAUCUACACACAAAACCCCAUAAUGACAAAGUAAAAGCAAAAGGACAUUCAGAGUCUUGUCCCGAAGCCACUCCUGCGUUAUCUUGGCUGUGUGCUUAGGGUCGUUGUCCUGUUGGAAGGUGAACCUUCGCCUCAGUCUGAGGUCUUGAGCAGGUUUUCAUCAAGGAUCUCUCUGUACUUUGCUCCACUCAUCUUUGCCUCGAUCUUGACUAGUCUCCCAGUCCCUGCCGCUGAAAAACAUCCCCACAGCAUGAUGCUGCCACCAUCAUGCUUCACCGUAGGGAUGGUGCCAGGUUUCCUCCAGACGUGACGCUUGGCAUUCAGGCCGGAGAGUCAAUCCUGGUUUCAUCAGACCAGAGAAUCUUGUUUCUCAUGGUCUGAGAGUCUUUAGGUACCUUUUGGGAAACUCCAAGCGGGCUGUCAUGUGCCUUUUACUGAGGAGUGACUUCCGUCUGGCCACUCUUACAUAAAGGCCUGAUUGGUGGAGUGCUGUAGAGAUGGUUAUCCUUCUGGAAGGUUCUCCCAUCUCCACAGGGGAACUCAAGAGCUCUGUCAGAGUGACCAUCGGGUUCUUGGCCACCUCCCUGACCAAGGCCCUUCUUCCCCGAUUGCUCAGUUUGGCAGGGCGGCCAGCUCUAGGAAGAGUCUUGGUGGUUCCAAACUUCUCCCAUUUAAGAAUGACAGAGGCCACUGUCUUGUCUAGGAGCUCUACGGACAAUUCCUUCGACCUCAUGGCUUGGUUUUUGCUCUGACAUGCACUGUCAACUGUGGGACCUUAUAUAGACAGGUGUGAGCCUUUCCAAAUCAUGUCCAAUCAAUUGAAUUUACCACAGGUGGACUCCAAUCAAGUUGUAGAAACAUCUCAAGGAUGAUCAAUGUAAACAGGAUGCACCUGAGCUCAAUUUCGAGUCUCAUAGCAAAGGGUCUGAAUACAUUCUACAUUUACAUUUUAGUUAUUUAGCAGACGCUCUUAUCCAGAGCGACUUACAGGAGCAAUUAGGGUUAAGUGCCUUGCUCAAGGGCACAUCGACAGAUUUUUCACCUAGUCGGCUCGGGGAUUAGAACCAGCGACCUUUCGAUUACUGGCACAACGCUCUUAACCACUAAGUUACCUGCCGCACCGCACAGACCUAUGUGUGUAAUACCUAUGUAAAUAAGGUAUUUAUGUUUUUUUUUUAAUAUAAAUGUACAAACAUUUCUAAAACCUGUUUUCACUUUGGGGUAUUGUGUGUAGAUCGCUGAAAAAAAUAAAUAUUUAAUCCAUUUUAGAAUAAGGCUGUAAUGUAACAAAAUGUGGAAAGUCAAGCUGUCUGAAUACUUUCCGAAGGCACUGUAUAUAGUAAGUGUUGUGUAGUGUUAACCAGUAGAUAUAUACUAAGUGCUGAGUGGAUGUAAACCGUGGGAGAGAUUUGCGGAUGGCACAGGUUUGAUAUUGGAUGAAAUGUAUGAGAUGAAAAUCUCUUAGAGAGUUUAUAAAUCGCUCUGGAUAAGAGCAUCUGCUAACUGAUGAAACUGUACUAAUGUUAGAUCGCUGGCUUGACCCUGUGGCUAUAUGACUUGAUGACUUGAGUACAUACUACUGCAUGGUCAUUGGAGUUGUUGUCUCUUGUGUGACUCAGUGGUUCUGGUUCUAUUGUCUCUCUCUGUGUAGAUCCAGGCCUCAUCCCAUUACAGUGGUUCUGGUUCUAUUGUCUCUCUCUGUGUAGAGCCAGGCCUCAUCCCAUUACAGUGGUUCUGGUUCUAUUGUCUCUCUCUGUGUAGAGCCAGGCCUCAUCCCAUUACAGUGGUUCUGGUUCUAUUGUCUCUCUCUGUGUAGAGCCAGGCCUCAUCCCAUUACAGUGGUUCUGGUUCUAUUGUCUCUCUCUGUGUAGAGCCAGGCCUCAUCCCAUUACAAUGGUACCAAACACUUUAAGAGGCUCAAAGCCUUCGACCCACCGGACUGCAAGACCAGAGCCCUUGACACAGUCACCAAGGAAACCACAACCAAGAGCGCAUCACCCUGCCCUGUGCCGCCCAGCUCAGACCCCAGUUCAACAGGUUAGUGUGUGUGUGUGUGUGUCAAUUACUGUAUAUAUGAAUGCACAAAGCCAUCGAUCACAUGACACCAUUCAUUCCUAUGUGAAGACUCAAUAGCACAUUAAAGCCAAGUGAAGUCGGUUAAGAUGGCAUCUCAUGGAGACAUAACAUGCACAGUUUGAGCUACUCCAGGAAGUGACAUUGCAGGCUAGCUCAGUGCUGCCCCCUCUCAUUGAGUAAUCAAGUUGAAGGCCGGCCGAGGUACUGCAGGCUGCCAUUAGCAACUAAACUUCUUCUGUGUGCGAUUUUAAAAUAAUCGGUUCAAGGACAUACAUUUGGUGUAUUAGAAGCAAUAAUUGGCACCAUGAUUGUCUUAUUAUACAUUUUUUACACAAAGAUUGCCAUUUUCCAUUCACUAUAAUGGGGGAUCCUUUUUUCUGGUAACAAUGCAUGCAGUACCAUGGUCGGCAUUGAACUCCCGUGGCUUCAAUGAGAGGGGGCAGUCGUUCUCCCCUUGUGUGUACGUGCGUACGUGCGUGUGUGCAUGUGUGCGUGCGUGUGUGCAUGUGUGCAUGUGCAUGUGUUUGUGUGUGUUUGUGCAUGCAUGCGUGAGUGCAUGUGCUUGGGUGUGUGCGUGUGUUUGCGUUGUUUGUUAAUGUAUGCAGAUCUGUGAGUAUGUGUCUUCAUAUCACAGGAGGUUGGUAGCACCUUAAUUGGGGUGGAUGGGCUUGUGGUAAUGGCUGGAGCGGAAUCAGUGGAAUGGUAUCAAAUACAUCAAACACAUGGUUUCCAGGUGUUUGAUGCCAUUCCCUUUGCUCCGUUCCAGCAAUUAUUAUGAGCCGUCCUCCCCUCAGCAGCCGCCACUGGUGUAUAUGCAUAGGUGUUUUAAUAUUUGUUGGUGUGCAUGAGUGUUUUAGAGAGUGGGAGACAAUUUGUUUGAUAAAAAUGCGAUUUAGUGAGAGACCAUUUUGAUUUCAUGCGAUAGCGACAGAGUGAGAGACCAUUUUGAUUUCAUGCGAUAGAGUGAGAAACCAUUUUGAUUUCAUGCGAUAGAGUGAGAGACCAUUUUGAUUUCAUGCAAUAGCGAUAGAGUGAGAGACCAUUUUGAUUUCAUGCGAUAGUGACAGAGUGAGAGACCAUUUUGAUUUCAUGCGAUAGCGACAGAGUGAGAGACCAUUUUGAUUUAAUGCGAUAGUGUGAGAGACCAUUUUGAUUUCAUGCGAUAGCAAUAGAGUGAGAGACCAUUUUGAUUUCAUGUGAUAGCGACAGAGUGAGAGACCAUUUUGAUUUCAUGCGAUAGCACAGAGUGAGAGGCCAUUUUGAUUUCAUGCGAUAGCGAAAGAGUGAGAGACCAUUUUGAGUUCAUGCGAUAGCACAGAGUGAGUUUUUCUGUGUGUGGAAGAAACAGGGGAGCUUUGUGAUGAUGACUUUGUCAAACAGCCUUAUCUUCAUUUUAGAGAGACAGUCAAUGAAAACAAACAAACAAACCCUUACAGGCCUAAUCACCAUUACCAAGGCAUGAUUCCCAAAUUCCCUACUCCCGGUCCGUCUCACUGCAGAUAAUGGAACAUAAUCAUUUCAAUCCAAAGCCUCUAAUUGAAGCAGAUUCCCAUAGGGGUAAAUCCAUUUGAAUUAAGCCCAUGGAAGAAGUGGUCAAAAGUGACUUUUUGGACCUGAAUGCCAAAACAGGUGCUCAAAGUUGACCCAUUUUGCAUUCCCCACCAUACAAUGAGACAUCACUGGAAAAGAUAAACAGUUGAGUUUAAUAUCAUUUGAAAGCUUACAAACGAUUAAAACAUUUCUUGAAAAAAAAAGGUUUUACCUUUAACGUCAAUGAUCUAAAAACUCUGAAUUUUCAUAUUCGCAUAUGUUGUAACAUAGAACCUAUUUUAGGUUGAGACACAACAUGGUCUUGAAUACAGGGUGGGUGUCAUUUCAAUCAUAGAAAUAGAAUUCAUAGAAUGGACCUAUCCCUUCAGACCAUUGCAAUUUAGCUGGUACACCAUUGAAAUUGAAUUGACAUUUUUAACUUUAACUUUAGAAGCCUUUUCAAAACUCAAAUACACUACAAGUUUGCAUUUCCUGCUGUACAGGAAGAUUCUCAGCAACAAAAGAGUGAUCAGAUUAAGAUCCUACAUCUGUAAAUCUCCUAUGGAGGAUUGACAGUAUAAUUUAAAACAACAGAUCUUCCCAUUCAACUCAACAUUCUCUGAUGUGUGGACGUCCAACCAGCUUUGUGGUACCAUUUGAAAGUAGAAAUUUCAAUUUGAUUGUCAUGUUAGUACAUUUAACAGCCCAAACAGGACACCCACACUGUAUUCAAGAGCAUGUUGUCUCAACCGAUGGCAGGCACAACACAAACACCUCAGAUGAUGUAAAAUAGGGUCUAAACUACAACAUGUGCGAUUCUGAACAAAAUCGGACAUGUUUUUAGAUAAUUGACGAAUGACAUAACUGCUAUAAAAAACAAACAUUUUAUUCAAUAAAUUAUAAAAUAGUUUGACAACCCUGUUUGUAAAGUUUUUAAUUAUAUCAAUCUCAACCGUUUAUCUUUUCCGGUGAUGAAGACUUGGAUGUCUCAUGGUAUGGUGGGGUAUGCAAAAAAGGUCAACUUUGAGCACUUUUAUCUCUUGAAUGUUUUGGCAUUCAGGUCCAAGAAGUCACUUUCUGACCACGUCAAUAAUGGGCAAAUACUGUAUGUAAGGAAGGUUUUGUUCAAAUCAAAAGGGUUGCUGUCAAAAAGUGAUUGAAUUCAAAUGGAUUUACCCAUAGGAAAUCUUUGAUUAUUGCCAAGAUUAUAGCUAAUGAAUCUCAUAAACACUGUGGCUGGUGUGCUUUUAUCUGUCUCAGUGAGUUAUGGUAAGAGUUGAGAGACUUGGUAUGCUUCCCAAAUGGCACCCUUUUCCCUACAUAGUGCACUACUUUUGACCAGAGCCCUAUGGGAAUAGGGUGCCGCUUGGGAAGCAGCCCCUGCAGUGGUAAUCAGCAUUAGAGACUCUGAUAGAGAUUGAUGUAGGAGAGAAGAAAGCAUCAGGGUUAACUUAUGUCUCCUCUCUCUCUCACCACCACUACCACACAAACACUCUCCCCACUAAUUCCCCACUAUCACACACACACACACACUCUCCCCGCUAAUUCCCCACUAUCAUACACACAAACACUCUCCCCACUAAUUCACCAUUCACCACACUCAAAUUCGGUUUCAUUCUACGAUGGCGGAAAAUGAAGGGAUAAACCAUUAUCACAAUGCUCUAUUCUAUUCUAUUCUAUUCUUCUGUGUAGAUGUCACAGCCAGAGCUGUGUUGUCACCACCCUCUGCCUCCGGGGUGGUUCCAUCGACCUGCAGCCCAGCUGUAUCCAUGGAAAUACCCUCUGACCCCUCUCUGUCACCCUGUCCCAUGGUGGAGAAGGAGAAGGAGAUGGAGGGAGAGGUGGAGCAGGUUGUAGAGUCAGAGGAAGAGAAGGCUAAGAGACUGCUCUACUGUUCUCUCUGCAAGGUGGUGGUGAACUCUGCAUCCCAGCUACAGGCUCACAACAGCGGUGAGAAUGAAGCUUCACUGACCUGUGCGUGUGUGUGUGUGUGUGAGUGUACAGGUGUGUGUCAUCAUCAUGUUGCAACAAGUCCGUCUUCUUAAUCAUUGCUCUCAUCGGGUCAAUACCACACCAAUUGAUCACUCACUCCCUAUCCCCAAAGGGCCAUUGCUGCCAUCUUGACCUGACAGGUAAAGUGUAUGUUAGGACAGGGCCUCUCUCUCUCUCUCUCUCUCUCUCUCUCUCUCUCUCUCUCUCUCUCUCUCUCUCUCUCUCUUCUCUCUCUCUCUCUCAUCCUCUCCAUUUACACUGAGAUGCACCUUUAUGUAGUAACCACAUGUCCCACUUUGUUAACGUACUGUACUUAGUUGGUGUCUCUGCUUCUAACCUUUGACCCAUCUGACCUUUCACCCUGUCAGGCACGAAACACAAGACAAUGCUGGAGGCCAGGAGCGGCGAUGGAGCCAUAAAGUCAUUCCCCAGGUCAGGGGUCAAAGCCAAGCUGGCCCCUCCCACUGAGGUGUCGACUGGGCUCCAGAACAGAACUUUCCACUGUGAGAUCUGCGAUGUGCACGUCAACUCCGAGACACAACUCAAACAGGUUAGUUAUUUACUGUUUUUAAACUGAAAUCCGCCCUUUUAUGAAUAUGUAUACAUUUAUAAGGCCAAGAACAAAUCUGCGUUCCAGAGAUGAGAGGAAAAAUAGGGAUUUUAAUUAGGUUGAGUGUUUCCUUUCAUUUUCUGUGGCCUGAUGAGUCUAUGAGCUAGACUGACCCAUGUGGCUAAGACAUCUCCUUCUCCCUCAUCUUUCUCUCUCUCUCUCUCUCUCUCUCUCGCUCUCCCCCCCCCCCUCCCCUCUCUCUCUAUCUCCUCAGCACAUCAGCAGUAGAAGGCAUAAAGACCGUGCAGCAGGGAAGCCAGCUAAGCCCAAGUUUAGCCCGUAUGGUCUGCCGCCUCAACGCAACCAGAAUGUACAGACAGUGAGUAUCACAUUAUUGUAUUUUGGCAGUACUAUACUGGAGGUUUUGUUGUGGACUGUUUGUGGUUUACAUCUGGUAUAAUUGGAUUGGAGUUGUUUUGCAAAGUGUUGUAGAUUGUGGAACAGGUGUGAUAGCGUUAUGGUUGCGAUCACGUUGUGAUUUAAUUGUAGACUGGUUGUGAUCAUGUUGUGAUUUAAUUGUAAAAUGGUUUUGAUCACGCUGUGUGUGGUUUCCAGGUUGGGAUCAUUCUGAGGAAGGAGCAGGACUUGGCGAAGCCUCUCGUCUCGUGCCUCUUACAGCGCCAUCUCUCCCUCGCUGCUGCUGCUGCCAUGGCAACCCUGUCCCCGUUCCAUUUGCGCCCUGCCCCUACACAUGGCGCCGCCCUCUUUCAAGCUCAGCCCCUCCCCCAGCCCCUAUUACAUCCUGCCCCAGGACCUCUCCGUACGGCACAUACAUCAGUUCUGUUCUCACCGUACUGA
Messenger RNA from Coregonus sp. 'balchen', 11599 nucleotides. Lineage: Eukaryota; Metazoa; Chordata; Actinopteri; Salmoniformes; Salmonidae. The record is from the annotation of a GenBank genome assembly.